Messenger RNA from Serpula lacrymans var. lacrymans S7.9, 4263 nucleotides. RefSeq lists its product as uncharacterized. The record is from RefSeq and is a predicted model, not a curated record. The coding region runs from base 1 to 4263 and encodes 1420 amino acids. The transcript is spliced from 10 exons. Gene Ontology annotation, molecular function: protein binding. Lineage: Eukaryota; Fungi; Basidiomycota; Agaricomycetes; Boletales; Serpulaceae.
AUGGGGAGACAACAACAACAACAAUGGUGGGGAGACAACAAUGACGAGAAACAAGGAAACAGCGUGGGAAGAGCUGGUCCUGAAACUAUUACUCAAACUCCCAGCCAGGCACUCGCUCAGCUAGCUCCCAAGGAAGCGCAAGCCCAUCAACAACCACAUCCACCGGCAGCCAGAGAGAAAGAUCAGCAGCAGCGACCAGCGUAUCCUUGGUCAGCACGACGACUUCUCCUCUCUCCCCCUCAAAUGAUCCCAAACGCAGACGUUGUUCCUCCAUCGUCUUCUUCUCCUUCCCCAUUCCCACGUUAUGGUCAUGCCCUUCCAGCCGCAGCAACAUCUAGUGGUGAACUAUAUCUUUUUGGAGGCCUAGUCCGUGAAAGUGCUCGCAAUGACCUUUAUGUCUUCUCCACUCGGGACCUCUCUGCGACUUUAAUGCAGACUGCGGGCGAAAUUCCUUCAUCGCGCGUUGGACAUGCGAGUGCUCUGGUCAGCAACGUCUUAGUAGUCUGGGGAGGUGACACCAAAACCGAUCCACAGUCUAAGUCGACAGAUAAACAGGACGAUGGUUUGUAUCUGCUAAAUUUAGUAUCCCGUGAAUGGACCAGAGUUAAUGUCCAUGGACCGUCCCCUGCUGGGCGAUAUGGUCAUGCAGUUACUAUGGUCGGCACGAAGUUUUUCGUUUUUGGCGGACAGGUUGACGGAGAGUUUUUGAAUGAUUUAUGGGCAUUCGAUCUUAAUUCUUUGCGAACCAGGGCAGCUUGGGAAUUAUUUGAGCCUAUACCUGGGUCUGAACGACCUGCCCAACGUACAGGUCAUGCCUGCAUAACUUUUGGUGAUCGAAUUAUUGUUUUUGGUGGUACUGAUGGACAGUAUCAUUAUAAUGAUACUUGGUCAUUUGAUGCCAGCACCAGAAGAUGGACUGAACUUCAAUGCAUUGGAUUCAUCCCUUCUCCACGGGAAGGACAUGCAGCAGCGCUUGUGGAUGAUGUUAUAUACAUAUUCGGUGGUAGAGGCGUAGACGGCAAGGACCUUGGUGACCUUGCCGCCUUUAAAAUGUCUAAUCAAAGGUGGUAUAUGUUCCAAAACAUGGGGCCAUCCCCUAGUGGCCGUUCCGGGCAUGCCAUGGCUUCGAUGGGUAGUCGAGUCUUCGUUUUAGGUGGUGAAUCUUUUACACCCAUGAAGGGCGAUGAUCCCAGUAUCAUCCAUGUAUUAGACACAAAACAUAUCAAAUACCCCGAUUCGAAUAAAGGACUUUCAGGUGGGGUGGUACGCAAGGCGUCUGCUGGUGCACCGCCCGUUCAACAAUCCGCUUCUAUAUCCACGCAAGGAAGUUCAAUAAUGAAUAAUUCUCGCUCGUUGUCUCCAUCUGGUCCCUUAAGUUCCGAUAUUGAAGACUUCCGGCGUGCUGUGUCACCUCCUGGCUCUAGACCGGGCAUUAAAAUCUUCAGUGAUAACUCUCAAUCUAUCCCAAACAACGGCAAGGGACAGGCACAAACCCAUUCGAGAAGAGACAACGAUGACAUGCUUGGGAUUGACGAGGGACACUUGGCGGAUGGCGAGUCGAAGGAUCGAGCAGCGUAUUCAGAACAUGAGCGGAGUCCUACAUCUUUUGGUUCGGUCAACAGAACGACAUCUCCUGUAUCUCAAAAACAUGAUGGUCCGCAGCCGCUGAACACUGCUAAUGUCUCCACGAGCAUGAAUGGGCCGAGUGCUCGCAGUCCAUCGCCCGUAAUCGACCGUAGUAAACCACCUCUUGGCGCAUUUUAUCUCCCUGGUUUACCCGUCGUCAACGGAUAUGGUUCUUCUCAUGAUGCGAAGUCUGGGUCAACAGGUAACGUGACUGCAGACUUGAUACGAGACUAUAAAGUCAUGGAGAUAGAAGUCGAACUGUUGAAGAAAAGGGAAAUUUGGAUGAAGGCUGCGCUUGUGAAAGCAUCUCGCUCUGGUUUCGUGUAUCCUGACGAGGAAUCUUUUAAGGCAGAAGAUUUAAAUUUGAGCGGGGUUCCUAAUGAUUCGAAUAAUCGCGCGGUUGCAGACAUGCUGCUCAACUUUAAGCACUUCAAGGCUCAAUUACAGACCUCUCUUGUGACUCAAGCACGUGAAGCUUCUCAGCGGAUUGCUGAUGCGGAACGCGUCCAAACGAGCGCUGUUCAAGAGGCGGCAUAUUACCGCGCUAAAUUAAGUGCUUACGAGGCUGCAGCUCACAGGGAUGCCGCAAGGUUGGAGCGUGAUCACAUUAGCGAGCUUGAGCGCCAACUAUCGAUCUCAUUAUCAGAUCAGGCGAUUCACCGUAGAAGGAUAGAGGAUCUCAGCGACUCGUGCUCCCUUCAAACCACCCUUUUGGAACAAUCGGAAGCGCGAGCGAUAGAUGCAAACAAACGUGCUGAUAUCCUGGAAGAAUCACGAAAUAAAAUUGUACAGAAACAGUCCGAGCUGCAGGAUCGUUAUGCUGCAAUGGAAGCUGCUCUUCGAGAUCAGGCAGACAGACUCCUUACUAAGACAUCGCUGCUAGAACAGAAGGAGACAGAACAUUCGCAUGCUCGCAAUCAACUCCAAGAACUGGAACAUUCACGGGAUCAACACGUUCGUGCACUUGACCAAGCCCGCACAGCACUCCAAGCAGCAUCGUCUCGAGCAGAGGUGCUUGACAUGCAACAUCAACGUGCUCUUGAGCAUAUUACUCAACUCGAGACUGAUUUGGCUGAGCUACGCGGAGAGCUGGAAUCACGAACAUCGGAGAUUGAAUCUGCAAGGGGCAGACUGGUAGAUGUUGAGAAUUCUUGGGCAAAAUCGCGCGAGGAGGCGGAUGCUUUUAGAGCCCUCACUACCGGCGGUCUCGGAGAAUUGCUUGACUCACACCGAGAUUUGAAGGCAGACGAGGAUCGCUGUGUACGACGUCAUACCGAGAAAAUCGAAAUUAUGGAAACGGAAAACGCCUCGUUACGCAAGCUGGUAAGGGAGAGUACGCAACGCCUGGAGGAGAUGCAAAAGGACUUCAAUGAGGAGCGACAUAAAGUCAGGGAGACGGAAUCUGAUCGAUCCUUCCUGCGGUCACAGAUCGUGGGUUUGCGCGCCCAGCUAUCAAGUGCGACCUCCGACAGCGGGCGCCUUCGCAAGGAUUUAGUUGAGAGAUAUUCUGAGUUACGGGAGAAAGGAAAGGAGGCAUAUGAAGCUAACGUCCGCUUGGCGAUGUUGCGCAGUUAUCUAGCAGAGCAUGGUAUCGGCCGUUGUGAUGAUGAUCCAGGCCCUAGAUUCACUGAAGAGUGCUCAUCACGAAUAGCAAGCCUUCAAGAAAGAUUGGCAGAGGAGACUCGACUACAUGAAGACGUCGAGAAAGAGCUUAAUGAGGUUCUACAACAGAAAAAGGGUGUCGAAGCGCGGGUCAAUGUUUUAUCCGAGCAAUUCGAUCGAGUGCGAUCAACCCAAAGUCCUGCUAAUCGUGAUGAUUCAAUCGUGCUUGCGGCUCAAGCUCGGGCGGUUGAGGCUGAACGAAGGCUUGAAGAGACUGAGCGAGGCUUCAAGGUUCGAAUGCAACAGAUGGAAGAAGACUAUCAGCUGGCAGUUCAUUACGUGAAAGGGACUGAGAAAAUGAUGCGGAAAAUGAAGGAUGAAUUAACGAAACAAAAAACGACAAACGCAAAUCUACAGACGGAGCUGGACGCUGGACGAGGCAGAUCUAGUACAGAACCAGGUUCUCGGACACGUGGCUUCAAUGGCCACAAUACUCCCCCCGAUGAUAAUCACGACCUGCUGCGCAAUCAGUUAAUUGAGGCUCAACGACAGGCGCACCGCCAUGGGAACGAGGGUAGGGAACUGCGACUGCGUGUGGAGUCAUUGGAAAAGGAGCUCGAAACCAUGAAGGACAACCUUCUCCUCGCUCAGAGGGAAUCUGACGAUCGCCUCGUACGAGUUGAGGAGCUUGAACACGAUGUUGAAAGACUCAGCAAUGCGCUGGUUAUUGCUCGUGGUGGUUCCGAUGAGACCAUGUUGGAGAAACUCAGCAACGAGAAUGCGAAUAUCAAGCGGGAGAAUGAGCAGCUUUCCCAUAAGAUCCAUUUAUUACUUGAGGUUGACCCAAGUAAUUAUCGACCUCUCUCAGGUAUAUCGGGUAGACCACCUAGUACAUCCAGUUCCGAAAACGCCAAGGCUUUCGAAGACUUAUCCAGUGAGCUCGAUGGCUGGCAGAGGCAGCUUGCAAGCUCGAUGAACAGUCGCCGACCGAUGAGCGAUUUUGACAAUGAGCAUGUAGCGAGAUCACAGUCGUGA